UAUUUCGUUAACCCGAUUUCAAAGGGACAAUCUUUCUCUUCUGUCAUAAUAAUCCAUAAUUUUCAGCUCGAAUCUAACAAAAAUAAUUCAACCCUGCCGAACUGUAAAGGACCUUUCUCGAUUGACUCUCUCUCGGACCACUUAUCUACUUAUUUUCAACCGAUCUGGAAACUUUUUCCUCAGAUUUCAGCUCCUGGGUCUGUUCAAUGGAGGUAUCAAUUGGUGAGACAAUUAUUGUUUUGGGCACAUGAGAUGAUAGAAGUGAAAUUUUAGUAUGGCUAUGUUGAACGGGGUGGUUCUUUAAUUUAAUUUGGAGGAAUUGAAAUAACUUGAAAUGAGCAGAUCUCCAUCAUUUUCAGUGAAGUCAGAGCCCAAUCUGAAGGUUGAUGAAAAGUUAUUGCAACAAUGGGUUGUUGCCUUCUGCAUCAUUAGGUUUGAUCUUGAACGAGGACAACUCAUUGAAGAGUGUUACCCGCCAGGUUCUUUGACACAAAAUGAGGAGCUCGAAGUUGCUUUUAGUUCUUUUCCAGAUUCUGUUUCUCAAAAUCAUAACCGUUCAAGCAUCCAUGACUCCAUCUUCUUCUUCCGCUUACACAAGAAGCGCGGUUCUCAGGUGGCACCUCAGGUGUCAUCUGAGAUUGUUGAAGUUGACAGUGUUCGAGCAUCCGAUAAGUUGGUAGGAGGCGAGUUCUCAAAACCAAGGAUAAAAAGCAACCCUGUUACUGAACCGAGAUACUUGUAUGGUUUUGUAUUUAAUAGACAGAGGCAUGAUGAGAGGCUAAAGAGGGGUGGUGAGCAAAAAUCAGUGGUAAUUCUUUCACAUAGUCCAUUCUCUGGUGUGUUUAGACCUCUGUUACAAAUUGUAGGUCCUUUAUAUUUUGAUAUUGGACAGAAAGCGCUUCAUUAUAUAGCUGCUUAUGUGUCAAUGUGGCCUGCUCCUGUACCUGGUCAGUUGAUGGAGCUUCCCAUUGGGAAUGCUACACUUAAAGUGAACUUGCCACCUGCUCAUAGCUUACCUUUAGAUUGUGGAGUAUUCUUUGAAGAGUUAGCCUCUUCUGUAGCUCCUUUUCUGCCUUCCAAUCAAUCAAUUCCACAGGGCCUUUUUCAUGAUUCAGAUCUGUUUGGUAUAUUCAGAGGGCUUUUAAUGCAGCUAUGGAAGUUGUGGGAAUUGCUACUUAUUGGAGAGCCUAUUCUUAUCAUUGCACCAACGCCGCCUCAGUGUUGUGAAGCUGUUGCUGGUCUAGUUAGUUUGGUUGCACCACUUCUCUGUAGUAUUGAUUACCGGCCUUAUUUUACUAUCCAUGACCCAGAAUUUGCCCAUUUAAACUCACUUCCUGAGGGUGCUAAGUUUCCUCCAAUGGUUUUGGGUGUCACCAAUCUGUUUUUCUUAAAAGCCCUUCGUAAUAUACCUCACACUGUUUCAGUUGGAAGCCCUGCUCCUAAUUCAAAUCGACUUGUGCUUACUAAUAGAUCCUCCACUGGCAGACUUCCAGGGGGGCCUGAUGGACAGGGUCUGCAAAAUCUAAACUUGAAGAAGUUUACACCUUUAAACUUUUUGAAUGCUAUGAAGUUGAGGAGGGAUGGCCCCCUCUGUCUCAUGACAGAGCACAAAGAAGCUAUUUGGACCACAUACACUGCAGUCACAAAACCAGACACUUCAAUCUUGAACAGGCUAAUUGAUGCAGGCAUGUCACCUCGGGUAGAGGAAUCAAUGUCGGUUGUUAACAAUGAGAUACUGCGCCGCCAUUUCCUGGAGCUCACGACCAACUUUUUGGCCCCAUUUGCUCCGUAUUUUAGAGUAACCACACCUUCUGAAGGAUCAUCUCCGUAUGUUGAUCCUCCUUCCCUACCCUCAUUCAAAACUGAGGAAUUUCUUUCGAGCUUAUCAGCAAGGGGUCCUGGAAAGUUUCUACUUAAGAGGAUGACAUCAAACUGGCUGGAUCUAUACAGGAGGUUUUUGAAGGGGCAUAACUUUAUUCCUUGGUUUCAAAGAAGGCGUGCUGUUGCCGAACAUGAACAGUAUAGAUUAUGGAGGCAAGCAAGAAUGAAGACUGACAUAAAACAAGUGAUAUCUCAAAUGUCUGAGUUGGAGAUAGUUGAUACAUUCAAUGCAAUUGAAAGAAAUCUUAUCAAGGAGAUGCAGAACUCCGGGAGCAGUGAUACAGAUUCUGGUGCUACUUGUAACAAGCUAAAGGGGGAUCUCCAAGCGGUAUUUAGCAUUCUCUCGAAGGACAUGCAGCAGCUGAUGCUAAUGAAUCCCGGGAGGGCAGCUCUUCUGAAUGAAAGUAAUGAAGGCAUAUAGGUUCCGUCCAAUUUCGCCUCAAUGAUCGAAACAUAGCUUUUCGAAUCUGAUCGUGGUUCAGUACAUCCUCUUCCCAACUGUUUUUUAAUCGUAGGAACCAAUUUUGUGAACGGUUCUCCUUCAAGAUUUGUGCAGCAGAGGAUGAUUUCUUGUUAAACUAAGCCCUCGAAAAGACGGUUAAUGAGAGAGCAAAUGGUUUUGCAGUGUUGAGAUUUAGAGGUAACAAGUGAGAAUGAAGGAUUUUCCUAAAGCAGAGAAGUCAAUUUGUACAAUUUGUAUGUCCCUUACACUAAUACAUCAUGUUGUAACAUCAUACUAAGUCAAAAGGGUUUCUGUAUUUUAUUUUAUUUUAUUUUAUUUUUCUUGUUAAGAGUCUUGUUUAUUCUUUGGCUAUUUAUAGUAUUACUCUCUUAUACAUUAGGUUGUAUUUGGUAGUAUGGAUGCAAUAAAUUUUGGAAAGCGGUAAAAUGAGAGAAAUGUAUUGAGUGUAAA
Molecule: messenger RNA, 2794 nt
Organism: Ipomoea nil (Japanese morning glory)
Lineage: Eukaryota; Viridiplantae; Streptophyta; Magnoliopsida; Solanales; Convolvulaceae
Product: protein DENND6A
Exons: 5
Coding region: 335-2302 (655 amino acids)
Cellular component (GO): recycling endosome
Molecular function (GO): guanyl-nucleotide exchange factor activity
Source: RefSeq, a predicted model, not a curated record